Molecule: messenger RNA, 2815 nt
Organism: Trichomycterus rosablanca
Lineage: Eukaryota; Metazoa; Chordata; Actinopteri; Siluriformes; Trichomycteridae
Gene: acot11a
Product: acyl-CoA thioesterase 11a
Exons: 16
Coding region: 119-1888 (589 amino acids)
Biological process (GO): acyl-CoA metabolic process
Cellular component (GO): extracellular exosome; cytosol
Molecular function (GO): fatty acyl-CoA hydrolase activity; lipid binding
Source: RefSeq, a predicted model, not a curated record
CUCCGGUCUGCAUUUAGAUCGAAGUUAGUAAAUGUGUAGAACUGUGUGUAGAAGUGAAGAGACUCCGAGCUGACGAGCAUUUCAGAAGGUCACCCCCGGACCCUGACCCGCGUUCAGCAUGGCGUCCGACGGCAGGCCGGUAGAGCAGGACGACUCGGACCCGGUGAUGGAGGAUGGACGGGUGUAUCGGAACCCCACGGAGGUGCAGAUGAAUCAGAUUGUGCUUCCCUGCCACGCCAACCACCGGCAGGAGCUGAGCGUCGGCCAGCUGCUCAAGUGGAUGGACUCCACAGCGUGUCUGUCCGCUGAAAGACACGCCGGGUGUCCGUGUGUGACGGCGUCGGUGGACGACAUCCACUUUGAGCACACCAUCAGUGUUGGACAAGUUCUCAACAUCAAAGCUAAAGUCAACAGGGCUUUCAACUCAAGCAUGGAGGUUGGAAUUGAAGUAAGCUGUGAGGAUCUGUACAAAAACCAGUACUGGAAGGUAUGCCAGGCCUUCGCCACCUUCGUGGCACGCAGCACUGGGCAAGAGAAGAUUCAUCUGAAGCAGCUAGCACCUGGUACGCACCGCGAGCAGGUGGAGUACAGCGUAGCGGCCGAGAGGAGGAGGAUGAGGUUGCGGCAUGUUGACCUCAUGAAAGAUCUGCUGAGCAGCGCCGCCUUCCAGACGGGCGUGAGCGUGGGUGUGAGCGACGCAGAGGGCCAGGACGAGGACCGGGAGGAGGAGGUGCCAGCUGAGAGGACUCGAGUGGAAAGCGUGGAGCUGGUCCUGCCCACUCAUGCCAACCACCAGGUGAACACGUUUGGAGGUCAGAUCAUGGCCUGGAUGGAAAAUGUUGCUACUAUUGCUGCCAGCCGUCUAUGCCACGCCCAUGCCACCCUGAGGACCAUCGACAUGUUUCACUUCAGAGGACCGUCGCAAGUGGGAGAUCGAAUCAUCCUGAAAGCCAUCAUCAACAACACUUUCAAAAACAGCAGUAUGGAAGUGGGCGUGUGUGCCGAGGCCUAUCAGGGGGAGGAGCCACUCAGACACAUCAACAGCGCAUUUAUGAUGUUUGAGGUGCUGGAUGAGGAGGGCAGGCCGCGCCCACUGCCCCCCAUACGACCCGAGCCCCUGCACGGGAGACGGAGGUACAAGGAGGCGAUCGCCAGGAAGAAGAUCCGACUCGACAGGAAGUAUAUCAUCUCCUGUGAGCAGACAGAAGUGCCCUUAUCUGUACCCUGGGAUCCCAGUAACCAGGUGUAUCUAAGCUACAAUAACGUCUUCGCUCUGAAGAUGCUGGCGGGCAGGAACAGCUGGAUCCUCAGUUCUAAGAAGAACAAUGUAGGACUUUACACUCUGGAAGAGAACCAGACUCUCUGUUUCAGGAUUGAAUCGCAGGUGAACGUUCCGGCAGCUCGAGCGUUCCUCCUGCUCUCGGACCUCAGCCGCCGAAACGAAUGGGACAAAAACUACAAGCGGAGUGAGAUGAUCCUCCAGGUGGACGAGGACGACCUGAUCUAUCACGUUCUGACUCCCUCUGUUACUCAGGGAGGAAAAGUCCAGGACUUUAUUCUGCUGGCCUCCAGGAGACCGCCGUGUGAUACGGGGGACCCGUAUGUUGUUGCUCUGCGCUCGGUCACCCUUCCAACACACCCUCCGACUGACGACUACAACAGAGGAGAAGUGCUGUGUGCUGGAUUCACCAUCUACGAGGUGUCCGAAAGUGUUUCGAAGAUCUCUUACUACAACCAGACGAAUCCCGGAGUGUUACCGUACAUCGCUACAGACAUCGCUGGACUUUCAUCUAGCUUCUGUUCAACCUUCCUGUUGUGCGGCCAGUACCUGAUGGAGAACAGAACUGAACCUUCUGUCCUCUCCUCUUCUGUCACCACACCUUUGUAACACUUAACUGCCCUUUUUCUGCCCCCCUAUUACCCUCAUAUUGUCCACACACUACUGUCUUCCUACUCUCAGAACUGCCCUCACAGCACUCUUUUACUGCCCUCAUACUGCCCUCACACUACCAUCAUACUGCCAUAUUUUUUAAACUGUCCUCAUAUUGCCCUCACAACACUCUUUUACUGCCAUCAUACUGCCCUCCUACUGUGCCCACACUUCUCUCUUACUGCCCGAUACUGCCCGCAUGCUGCCCUCACACUACUUUUAAACUGUCCUCAUAAUGCCCUCACAACAUUCUUUUACUGCCCUCCUACUGCCCUCAUACUGCCCUCACACUACCAUCAUACUGCCAUAUUUUUUAAACUGUCCUCAUAUUGCCCUCACAACACUCUUUUACUGCCAUCAUACUGCCCUCAUACUGUCCUCACACUACUCUCAUACUGCCCCCUACUGCCCACAUGCUGCCCUCCUAGUGCCCUCACACUAUUUUUAAACUGUCCUUAUAGUGCCCUCACAACAUUCUCUUACUGCCCUCCUGCUGCCCACAUGCUGCCCCCUACUGCCCUCUCACUACACUACACAGGAGGUGAUUUAGAUUAGAAAGAUGUAAAAAAUUUGCAAAUAUUUAACGUGUAAAUAUGAAACCAGAGAAAUAAUCACAGAGUCGAGCUGCUGCUUUAUAACAACGUCUGAAUUUUUAUAAAGAGAAUUUUUAUUUUCUUAUUUUAAUACUCAUUUAUCUCAGUGGGUAAAGUCCACCUGAGGAAAACACACACACACACACACACACACAAACACACACACACAAACACACACACACACACAGAAUGAUUUAGACUUUGAGUGUUUUAUGCUUGAAUUGGGGCAUUUUGUUAUGGAACAUUAUAAAUAAUAAUAGGAAAACUUUACUAAAUAAAAACGUUAGAAUAA